Epinephelus moara (kelp grouper) is the source of this 8220-nucleotide messenger RNA. RefSeq names its product NACHT, LRR and PYD domains-containing protein 12-like. NCBI's taxonomy places the organism in Eukaryota, Metazoa, Chordata, Actinopteri, Perciformes, Serranidae. The coding region runs from base 1817 to 5326 and encodes 1169 amino acids. The record is from RefSeq and is a predicted model, not a curated record. Gene Ontology annotation, molecular function: protein binding. The transcript is spliced from 11 exons.
CUUCAGAGAGUGGAGGAGAUGUCAGAGAAGGCCCCUCUGCAGCAGCUUCUCGGGGCUUCUCGUUCAAAUAUUGUCUCAGUGCAUCUGGACAGAUGUAGAGUAGAUUUACCUCUUACUGUACAGUACAAGCAAAACAUGGAGCUGCAGCAGACAGACUACUACUUGCGCCAGUGAUGUGUUCAACAUAACAUCAAUUAUUAUCUAGUUGUGAUUAUGCAUUACUAAAAUAAAAGAGGCUGCACUACAGUUAUAUAGUCACACAUUAGUUUUACAGUUGUCCCUAUUUGUUAUCCAAUUCCAGCACAAUAUCUAAUGUGCUAAGUGAGAGGAGGAGCACUAAGCAGCCAGUAGUUCACCAGAUAAAAACAGCAAUAAACCAGCUCAGCAGCUGAACUCAAUCCUUGGCAGCGAUCACAUCAUUAUCUACAGUAGCAUUAUUAGGCAACUUUGCUUUAUUUCUACUUCGCAAGCUGCUAGCUCGUACAACUGAAAAGUCAAACGCCAUUUUUUAAUGUUAUAAAAGACGACAUACUUUGAUACUGGGACCUCCGCCUCCUCUUUCCUCCGCUUUCUGUAUGUGGCACCUGAGGGCUUGGAGGUCUUUUCAUGAUGACAAAUUAUGGCCUCUUGUUGUCUGUCAGUCACAACCUACCUAUCUGAGAUGCGCACAGAUAACUCGUCCCACCCCCCUCGCCCACAAUGACGUGUCUGAGCACGGUGCAGGACGGGUUCAGGGCCAGGUCAAAUAAUGACAAACAACAGGGGGGUUGUUGUUGUUGUUUACGUUUUCUUUAUUUGUUUGUUUGUUUGUUUUUUCAAGACAGAGCAUGAGGAAAGGGCGCCAGUCGGGGCUGCAAAUUAUUACUAGUAUUUAUUUUAUUUUAUUUAUUCUAUUUUAUUUAAUUUUUUCGAGGGCUUGCAGCUGCGCCCCUGCCAGCAUGUGGUGCCCUAGGCGGCCGCCUAUAUGGCCUAUGCCAAGAGCCGGCCCUGGCCCUUCAUUCAGAAAGCAAACCAUCGUGGCAUCUCCACGACGCCUUCAUUAUUAUUCACUCUAUUUUGCUGCUGGACAGACUCAGGGAGUGGGUUGGCAUAUCAGGAAGCGCAUGAAAUUGGUCCGUCUCCUACCUUAGGGAGAGAAGCUUCUCUGUGGCUGUGGACCCUUUUAAGUCUGACCCCUCUGCCCAUUCGUGUGGCGUGCCUCAAGGUUCCGUCCUCGCGCCCCUUGUCUUCUCCCUAUAUAUGCUCCCUCUGGCCUCCCUCAUCAGUAAUUUCACAGGAAUUUCCUACAACUGCUACGCAGAUGACAUCCAGCUGUACUGUUCUUUCAAGCCCGAUGAGUUGGAGAAACUAACAGUCCUACAGGAGUGUCUCUCUGCCAUUGAAAUCUGGAGGGGCUGUAAUUUUCUCCAGCUAAAUGCUGCUAGGUCAGAGGUCCUAAUCAUAGCCACUGACAGUAUUGCCUCUCGUGUGUCCAUGCACUUGGGGUUCUUUUAAAGAAAAUGUUUGCACCCACCUGAGAAAUCUGGGCGUCUUAUUUGACCAGCCUCUGCAUCUCGACAAGCAUGUCAGAUCCCUCACCCGCACCUGUUUCUUUCACCUCAGAAAUAUUGCAAAACUCCGGUCCAUCAUAUCCCACUCCGAAUUAGAAAUGUCUGUGCACGGCCCUGUGCAGGUGUGUCUGCACUGACGGAGUCAUGUGACGAAGAGUGUGGGUGUUAACACCAAGCUGAAUCAUCCUGUCUCACAUGAUCAGAGGCAGAUCUGGGCAGCAGUUGUGUGUUAAAGGAGUCAGAGGAGCUGGGUGAAAGAGUGCAGGAUGGAAAACCAGUGUGCGACUGGCGAGGCUGUGGAUCCAGAAACAUCACAGCGAGCUCAAACUCAGAUUGAAGUGGGAAGCAGGAGCCUCACCGCCCAGUAUGGAAGUGUCGUCUACAUGCCUCAGCUGAGCAAUGUUCAUGCAAACCAGAUCAAUUUCACUGUCGCCAACACGCCUGUGGACGUCAGUGAUGUUGGAGAAACUUCAGCAUCCUCUUCUCAGUCUGAAGACCUGAUUGUUCCGGUGCCAAAGAACCGAAACAUCUCAUUCUACCAAGAACUGCUUCAAUCACACCUCCAUGAUAAGUUCAUGUGUGCACAAGAAGGGUUGAUGGAAAAGACGGAUGAGCAGCAUCUGGAUGAUAUCUACACAGAGCUGUACAUCACAGCUGGAGGUGACGUACACAUCAACACACAGCAUGAGGUCACACAGAUUGAGGCAAAGAGGAAGCCAGCAGAUACAGAGAAAACAAUUAAACCCAAUGACAUGUUCAAACCCCCCUCUGGAAGAUAUAAACCCAUUAGAACAGUGCUGACCAAUGGAAUCGCAGGAAUUGGAAAAACAUUUCUUGUGCGCAAGUUUGUGUUGGACUGGGCUGAAGGAAGAACCAAUCAAGAUGUGGAUCUUGUUUUCCCCUUCACCUUCCGCCAGCUGAAUAUAUUGAAGGAGAAAAAAAUAUGUUGUUGUUUGGCAGAGCUCAUUCAUAAAUGUAUCAGGGAGACCAAAGACAUCAAGAGAGAAGCUCUUAAUUACAUCUUUACAACUCUGCAGUCAUCAGGAAACACCAACUUUGACAAGAGCAGGUUCAAACUUCUCUUUGUGUUGGAUGGACUGGAUGAGAGCCGCCUUCAGCUGGACUGUUCUAAUAAUGAAAACCAGGAGACGGACUUUGAUGUGACAGAGUCGAUCCCGGUGGAUGUGCUGGUAACAAACCUUAUCAAGAAGAAUCUGCUUCCCUCUGCUCGCCUCUGGAUAACCACACAACCUGCAGCAGCCAAUCAGAUCCAUUCUGAUUUUGUGGACAUCAUGACAGAGGUUAGAGGAUUCACUGACCAGCAGAAGGAGGAGUACUUUGGCAAGAGAUUCAGAGAUGAGGAGCAGGCCAACAGAAUCGUCUCCCACAUCAAGACAUCACGAAGCCUCCACAUCAUGUGCCACAUCCCAGUCUUCUGCUGGAUCACUGCUACAGUUCUGAAGACCAGAGAGGGAGGAGAGCUGCCCAAGACCCUGACUGAGAUGUACACAGGGUUCUUGAAGUUUCAGGCUCAUCAGAUCAAAAAGAAGUACGACCAAAAAAAGUGCCUUCACUACAUUAAAUCAUUAGCAAAACUGGCUUUCCACCAACUGGAAAAGGGCAACCUGACCUUCUACGAGAGAGAUCUCAAAGAGAGUGGCAUUGAUGUCAGUGGAGCCUCGGUGUGCUCAGGAGUGUUCACAGAGAUCUUCAAAGAGGAACGUUGGAGGAAGAAAGAUGAAGACAAGAUGUUCAGCUUUUUACAUCUGAGUGUUCAGGAGUUUCUGGCUGCUCUUCAUGUCCACCUGACCUUCAUCAACUCUGGUGUCAAUCUGAUGGCAGAAGAACAAACAACUUCCUGGUGGUGGCUUCCAUUCAGAGAAAAGCCUGUACUAAUACCAUUCUACCAGAGUGCUGUGGACAAGGCCUUAAAGAAUCUAAAUGGACACCUGGAUUUGUUCCUCCGCUUCCUCCUGGGUCUUUCACUGGAGACCAAUCAGAGUGUCCUACGAGGUCUGGUGGCACAAACAGGAAGUAGCUCACACAGCAUUAAGGAAACAGUCCAGUACAUCAAGAAGAAGAUCAGUGAGAAUCAGUAUCCAGAGCAAAGCAUCAAUCUGUUCCACUGUCUGAAUGAACUGAAUGAUCGUUCUCUAGUGGAGGGGAUCCAACAGUACCUGAGUUCAGGAAGUCUGUCCACAGUUAAACUGUCCCGCGCUCAGUGGUCAGCUCUGGUCUUCAUCUUAUUGUCAUCAGAAAACGACCUGGACGUGUUUGACCUGAAGAAAUACUUCCCUUCAGAGGAGGGUCUUCUGAGGCUGCUGCCAGUGGUCAAAGCCUCCAACAAAGCUCUACUGAGUUGCUGUAACCUGUCAAAGUGGAGUUGUUUGACUCUGUCCUCAGUUCUCCCGUUCUCCAGUGUGAAAGUGGUGGACCUGAGUUACAACAACCUGCAGGAUUCAGGGGUGAACGAGCUCUCUGAUGGACUUAAGAGUUCAGGCUGUACACUGAAGACUCUCAGGCUGAGUGGCUGUAAUCUGUCAGAGAGAAGCUGUGAAGCCUUGUCCUCAGUUCUCAGAUGUCGGUCCUCUACUCUGACAGUGCUGGACCUGAGUAACAACAACCUGCAGGAUUCAGGAGUGAAGCUGCUCUCUGCUGGACUAAAGAGUCCACACUGUACACUGGAGACUCUCAGGUUGAGUCAGACGAGGCUUACAGAAAAAUGCUGUCAGGAGUUCUCAUCAGUUCUCACCUUACAGACCUGUAUUCACAAAGAGCUGGACCUGAGUGACAACAACCUGCAGGAUUCAGGAGUGAUGAUGCUCUCUACUGGUCUGGAGAGUCCACACUGUACACUGGAGACUCUCAGGCUGUCAGGCUGUCUGAUCACAGAGGAAGGCUGUACCUCUCUGGCCUCAGCUCUGAGAUCCAACCCCUCCCAUCUGAGAGAGCUGGACCUGAGCUACAACCAUCCAGGAGACUCAGGAGUGAAGCUGCUGAUGGAUGGACUGAAGGAUCCACACUGGAGACUGGACACUCUCAGGUUGGAACAUGGUGGAGAGCAGAGGCUGAAACCAGGUCUGAGGAAGUAUGCCUGUGAACUCACAGUGGACAUGAACACAGUACACCGCCACCUCAAACUGUCCGACAACAACAGGACAGUGACAGCAGUGAGAAAGAGGCAGCCAUAUCCUGAUCAUCUGGACAGAUUUGACUGGUGGCAUCAGCUACUGUGCACGGAUGGUCUGACUGGUCGCUGUUACUGGGAGGUGGAGUGGAGAGGAGAGGUUUAUAUGUCAGUGAGUUACAGAGGAAUCAGGAGGAAAGGAGACAGUGCUGACUGCUGGUUUGUAGGACAUGAUCAGUCCUGGAGUCUGUGGUGCUGUGAGGAUGAAGGUUAUUUUGUCUGUAGCAAUAAGAGAAGACUAACCCUCCCUUCCUCCUCCUCCUCCUCCUCUUCCUCCUCCUCCUCCGUCUCUAACAGAGUAGCAGUGUAUGUGGACUGUCCUGCUGGCACUCUGUCCUUCUUCAGAGUCUCCUCUGACUCACUGAUCCACCUCCACACCUUCAGCACCACCUUCACUGAGCCUCUUUACCCUGGCUUUGGGUUACGGUCUGGUUCCUCAGUGUCUCUGUGUUCACUGCCUAACCUUUAUGCCCAGGCCAGAAAUCUUGGUUUCAUCUUUGAACAAAUCAACACAGUCGUGAAUCUGCGCUUUCACGAAACAGUUGGUAGCACAGCUUUCACAUCAAAAUGGAAGUGUGCCAUUAUCUAAUGUGUUGCAUUUUUAAGACCAUACGAAGGCCACCCUCCAUCUCAUGUGAGCCAGCUAUUUGAACUGUCACCUACUUAAAACGUGGACGUACCGAUCUCUAAUUGAGCCGAGGUCAUGCUAACGGUAGCUAAUGAGGCUCCAUUGACUUGCAUGUUAAGUAGCUAGCAGGCUAGCGAGGUAGCUGGCUUUGUUGGUGUAUUUUGCGAUCUAUGGUUUAAUUUAAAAAGUAAUAAAUCUGAAGUAUGUCAUACAUGAACUCUUUAAACACUAACCUGUUCAGAGUUUAACAUUAUGUUAUUGCUAACACAGCGGACUUUUGUGUGCAGAGCAGACUGCUGCAGUAUAGGAAAAAUACACAGUACUAGUAUGAAUUAUGUGGUUCAUUCAGAAGUGUCAGAGGACUGAGCUGUUGUCCAUGUGCUUAUUAUGUUAAUCCCUGUGUUGUUUCUUGCACUCUAUGUAAAGAAAAUAAUGUGCUAUUCAAAUAAAUUUGCUUUGCAUUGCAUUUCCUUGCCUUUGUCUGACCACAAACAUAUGUUGGAUGUUUUGGUACAAACAAGUUACAGUGUUAGGUGAAACUAGACGUUGAGAAACAGGUCUGUAUUUGUUACUCUUAUUUACAGCAGUUAGAGAAAGUAUGGCCAAACAAUAUUUUUCCAUGCUUGAAAUUACUUACAACUAAAACACUAAUUUAGAUGGAGUGUGAUGAACAUCUUGAGUAACAAUAUCUAGAAGUGGAGCUGAGCUUUGUCAAAUCCACCUCUGAGCUGGGAUCCAAAUAAUCCUGAAAUUUGGUAUCACAUUGAUCCAGAUCUCUGCCUUAAAGGGAAUUUUUUCUAUAUGUUCUCUGACAUUUAUCCUAACGAUAUGAGGCAGUCUUUGUGGAAAAAAAGCUUGUUUAGUGGACUAACUUUGCACUUGAAGGUUGCCCGUUCACUUACGUUUUAACAGGUCUGACGCUACUAUGCGCCCCGGCUGUAUCUAGGCUAACGGCUAACAUGCUAACUAUUAUUUUUAUGUCACUAGUCACUUGAAACAAAUUUAGGACGAUAGGAGACAGGUUGAAAUAAACCGAAAUUUCCCUUUAAUUUUCGAAAUACCCAAAUGCAGCCUUUAUCUGGAUUAAAGGGAGGAUUGGAUUACCAGAUCUGAAUCCUGAUCCUCAGGAUCUGUGUUGAAAUACCCAGUUUUCAGAUCAGAUCAGGAUUUAAUCCAAUCCAGCCAGGAUAAUCCUAUCAGAUCACUUUGAAAUACUGGGCCCAGUAUUUCAAAACUUUUAAUCUGGAUCAGAAUGAUCCGGAUUUUGUAGUCCUCCUUUUUGAUAUCCCAGAUCAAAUUGAUCUUGUAGAUUUGGUCCUGGUUUUUCAAAGAAUUUUCAGAUAGGAUCAUUCUGAUCCAGAUACCACAAGAUCAGGAUCACAGAAUCUGGAUUUGAGGUCUUUGGAUAUAGGCUGACUACCAUGAUCAUCCCACUUAUAUUUUUACCCCUCAUCUAUUUUUAUUUUGUUAUUCUUCAUGUUGUCUUCAGCACAAGAUUAUGUUGUUUGUCACUUGUUUUAGACAAUAGAUGCAAUUGUGAAUUCACUACCAAAGCAAUUCAAAGUUGCUUUAGAUGAAAGUGUCAGCUAAAUGACUAAUGAAAUGUCUAUGUUGUUCAAACUACUACACAACAUUUCAUUGACACAGAUGUGAGAAUGUUGGGAAAUAUAAGUCUGUUUCCAUAAUGAUUCAUAUCCAUCUAGUUGCUUUAUAGUACACAAUACUAUAAGGUACACAAUACAUAUAAAGCCAGAAUUGCAUGAUGUGAGUUGGUCAUAACCAUCAGUCUGUUGUAACUAUUGCUUUAAAGUUAUUUUGUUUUAUCCUAUGUGAAGCACUUGUGUCAUGUAUUAUUCUCACUGAAAAAGUUGAACACAAAGCUUUUGUCACCACACAACUGUUUGUAUUGAUCAAAAGAGUCUAAGUAAAGUUGACUAUGGCUUCUCUCAUUGACCGUCCAUUUGGUCCAUCUGGAUGCAGUCCUGGCAGUGGCGGGUCAGGCACAUCUUGGGGCUGUGAAUGAUCACCUCUUUAAUAUGUUAAAAAAGAAUGAUUGACGUGGGUACUGUCCCUCCCCCUUUCUUUCUUUUUCAUUUUGGCUUUGUUGUGUUUUUGGUUGAUUUUUUUUUGUAUGGUGUUAACUAUGUAUGAAAGGACAGCAGUUAUACAUUUUCUGUUUGCUCAAUUGAUGAGUUUUGUCUUGGCUGUCUGGAAUAAAACAAAACAGAGUUAAAAAGAAAAAACAAAGUAAAGUUAUUUUGAGUUACAUGUGGGAAUUGGUUGGGUCUAGUGUGCAGUAGGAAUAUUUAGGAUGUGAUAACGUGCUUUCGUAUUUAUUGUGCUUUGUGUAAAAUUAACAUGUAUUUUGUUUACUAUUGAUUUUGUACGACAGCUCUUAUGAUGAGAAGUAAUGUAGCCUAGGCUGUAUUUUGUAAUCUGACAUUCUGGUUUCACAAACUUCAGUUUCCCAGUAAAGUUAAGAAAACAAAUUGAAUGGUGUCAGGCAGUAUCCCUCUGUCCAGCCUGACUGCCGGCAUUAGUACACUGUGCAAUGUGCCAUGUGUCCUACAUCUCUCUACAUCCACCUUGAAUCCAUGCUUGAUCCUUGCUUCCAGUGGGAUCAGGAUAAUCCUGAUUUUUAGCUUCAAAACUUUCCCAAUCUCCACCUUAGAAUUUUGAAAUACCCAAUACCAGCAUUUGAUCAGGAUUCUGGGUAGGACUGGAUUACCUAAUCCAUAUCCCAAUUUUACUAGGAUCAGGAUCACAUAUCCUGGUUUGAAAUACCCAAUUGUGAGAUUUAAUCCUAUCCAGACCAGUCUGAUCCAGAUUAAAAGUUCUGAAAUACUGGGCCCUGG